Molecule: messenger RNA, 2412 nt
Organism: Macrosteles quadrilineatus (aster leafhopper)
Lineage: Eukaryota; Metazoa; Arthropoda; Insecta; Hemiptera; Cicadellidae
Product: kinetochore protein NDC80 homolog
Exons: 20
Coding region: 54-2318 (754 amino acids)
Biological process (GO): attachment of mitotic spindle microtubules to kinetochore
Cellular component (GO): Ndc80 complex
Source: RefSeq, a predicted model, not a curated record
GUCAUGGGAGUCUGAUUUUGCGAGUCAGUCGAAGAAUAUCCUGCCUUUUAAAAAUGAGAAAGUCAUCUCUAUCACGAAGGUCAACUCAUAUACCUGUCAGAGUUCCCAGUUCUGGAGGCAGUGCUUCAACUCAUAUACCUGUCAGAGUUCCCAGUUCUGGAGGCAGUGCUACAAGAUCAUGCACAGAGAAAAAAAGCACUGGGGCUUUGUUGAAGCCAUCGCAGCGUAACAGGUCCCAAUCAGCAGAUCGGGAGGGUUGUGUGCCAUAUCAAGGUCACCAAUUUCAACGAGCUAACACGAUACCUGCCAUGCUUCAGCACACGAGUGUGCAAGGCAACCUUCCCACCGGCAGUGCUAGGGCACCACAAAGUCAAAUGGUCAGUACCGAUUCGGCCAGAAGAAUGAUAGGUUUUGGAGGAGGUGGAAAACGUAAGGAUACAAGACCAAUCGCAGAAAAGCCUUUCCAGCAAGCUGCACAAGCUAAGGUGCAAGAGUACUUUGAUCGCAAGGCGUCAGACGUAAUCGGACCUGGAAACAGCAUUCGUCCAAUGAACACUACAAUGUUUGUGACCACAAUCAGUCACCUUCUGCAGAAUCUGGAUUCAAACAUUGUCAUAUCGAAAUCAAACUACUUAGAAGAUAUACCAUCAAUUUUGAGGAAGUUUGGAUAUCGUUCCAAAAUGGACAGAUCCUGGCUUAUGACUGUAAACACGCCACACUCUUGGCAGCAUGUGAUUGCUGUCUUGUGUUGGCUUGUGGACUUGAAGGAGGUCAUGGAUCUGACUGAUCCGUUUGAAAUGAUGUACACUGUUGAAGACAAUGGAGAAAAAGAGGACGAGAAAGAAGAUGAAAUCGCCAUUGAUAAAGAUAUGGUUUUGCAUCUCAAGAGGACGUAUAAAAUGAGGAAAUCUGGUGAAGACCGGUUAUCUUUGAUGGAUGAAGAAUUUAUUGAAAAACAAAUUAUAGACUUAAAAUGUACAGAAGAAGAUUUUGACACACUACAAAGGCAACUUGAUCUAAUCAAAGAAGAAGUAGAAAGUGGAAACCAGAGAAAAGCACUUGUCAUAGAUGAAUUGCAGAAAAUCAAGGAGAAAGAAAAGGCUGUAAUUGAAGACACCAAAUCGAUGAAAGAAUUUAUUGAAAAAUCAAAAGCUUUUGUUGAGACAGUUGAAGUAAAACUGCCAACAACAGAUAAAGAAAUAACUGUAAAAAGAGCUGCGUUGAAAAAGAAAAAAAAGGAGUUACAAAAAAUCCAGGAUAAGGUUAACACUCAGGAAAUAUCUCGUAAUGAAAUAGAUCAGUUGAACGUGGAGAAAAAUAACCUGCAGCGAAUGAUUAAGUUUUAUGAAGGUUCGAUUAGAGAAUACCAAAAUUCUACUUUUGCCGUAGACAUGAAACUGGCAGAGGAUCAAAAGAGGCUUGACAAAUUAGUUAUGGAAUUUAACAAACUAGUUGCUGAAACAAUUGCCAUGGAACCACAAUUGAAACAGUGCGAGAUAAAAUUGAAGCUGCUAACUGAUGUUACAUUGAUAGAACACAUACAUACAUACAUAGAAGCUAUUGAUUCUAGAUUGAAAAUACUCAAGGAUCAGUAUAAAUCUGCAAUAAAAACUCUUGAGUCACAGAAACAAAAGAGUGAAACGACGUUAAAAUUGGCCAAUGAAGAAAUAAAUAAAACAAAAGAAGAAAUCAACAGGGAAAGAAGGUUGUUGGAAAAAAUUGAAUGUGACUAUGAGAAGCUUAAGCAGGAAAUACCAUUAAAGAUUGGCCAAUUACGUUUGGAAUUUGACAAAGUACUUGCUGAAAUAAAUAUUGCCGUGGAUGAACUAUUGAAACAGCACGAGAUGAAAUUGCAGCUGCUAACUGAUGUUACUACUGAUGAGUCACAGAAAAAAAAUAGUGACACCACUUCAAAAUUGAAAAUGUCUCUACGGAGUGGAGACCAAUCACAACUAAAUAGUCCACCUCCUCCUAGAGGAAAAAAAACAAAGAAAACUAAAUCUACCGAACAAAAAAUGUCUCUACGGAGUGGAGACCAAUCACAACUAAAUAGUCCACCUCCUCCUAGAGGAAAAAAAACAAAGAAAACUAAAUCUACCGAACAAGUUUUACCAGCUGCUGGUGUAGCUGCUGGUGUCCAAAAAAGGGGACGGGGAAGGCCCAAAAAAAGAAAAUUGCCAGAGAACCUAGCUAACAAGCAGAAAAGAAAGAAGAAACAAAAAGAGCGAAGGCUUAAGAAAGAAUGGUUAGCAAAGGAAGAACCGUUGGAAUAUUUUUGUGGAUGCCAAAUCCAGCUGUUACUCAAGCAGAAGAAGUGACAAGCCCACAAGAAACACAAGAAACACAAGAAUGCAUCCAAACCAAAAACCUUCAAAGAAGGCCCUGUAUUUAUAAUUCAUAAUGUUUUUUAAU